Molecule: messenger RNA, 477 nt
Organism: Dentiscutata heterogama
Lineage: Eukaryota; Fungi; Glomeromycota; Glomeromycetes; Diversisporales; Gigasporaceae
Source: the annotation of a GenBank genome assembly
AUGCUCAGAUUCUUGAAACUAGAAAUAAAAGUAGUAAGGCCCUCUAUAAUUAAUAUAGUAAAUAUUCAUAGUAAGAGUAAAAAAGCUGUUAGUAAAAUUUCUGACUUUCUAUUUGUAGUCACAGAAGUAACUAUCCUAGUAAAUAUUGAUGUAACAAAUGCCAAUUCAUAUCAAGCUAUUGUUAGUAAUAAUUGGCUUAAUAAACUUUUAGAAAAAAGUUGUCUUUCUAAGGUUCUUGAGUUAAAUGAAAAUGAGAUUAAAGAUAAUAAUUUUAAAGAGAGUAUAAUAGAAGAAGAGUUUGAAGACAAGGAGAUUAAAAAUAGGGUUUUUAAUUUUUUUGAAAUAGAUAAAGUUAAAACAAAGAAGCCUUUAUACUGUCUUGCUUAUUGGAUUUUGGUUCUUCAAGAAUUCGAUUAUACUAUUCAGUAUUGUUUUGAAAAAUCUUAUACUCAUAUUGAUACAUUAUCAAGAAUUUAA